AUGGAACAUUCUGGUGGCCUUCAAGUUGUUCAUCUUCAACAAAUAACGUCUCCUGAACCACCCGAAUAUACUACACGAAAAUUUAGCAAGAGAUAUUGGAUUUUUGGUGCACUAACUUUUAUUCUUAUUGGGAUGGUAGUCGGUCUAACGACUGGAUUGUUGACAAGAAAGACAGCUCCUGUAAAUACACUUGUAUCACCAGUACCAUCACGUGCAAGUUCGAUUGAUAUUCAUCCGAAUGCAAAAUGGACUCAGAAUGGUGUCACUGUGGCUGGAGGAAAUGGACAAGGCAAUGAAACCAAUCAACUCGCUUUCCCAUCUGGUUUGUAUGUCGACGAUGAUCAAACGAUUUAUGUCGCUGAUUACUAUAAUCACCGUAUUGUGGAGUGGAAACGUGGUGCAAUGAAUGGCCAAGUAGUUGCUGGUGGAAAUGGAAGAGGAAAUGGAGCUAAUCAGUUAAACGAGCCAUACGAUGUGAUUGUCGAUAAAGGGAUCGAUAGUCUCAUCAUUUCUGACACGUGGAAUCAAAGAGUAGUUCGAUGGCCUCGGCAAAAUGGUGCUAGUGGAAAAACAAUCAUCUCAAACAUAACUUGCAUCGGUUUGACAAUGGACGAGAAUGGAUCUCUUUAUGUCAGUGACUAUGAAAAACAUGAAGUGAGACGAUAUCGUAUUGGCGAUACUGAAGGAACAGUAGUUGCAGGUGGUAAUGGAGAAGGAAAUCGUCUUGAUCAACUCAAUCGCCCUUGGUACGUAUUUGUCGAUCGAGAUCAUUCAGUGUACGUGUCUGAUUGGGGAAAUAAUCGUGUGAUGAAAUGGGAAGAAGGUGCAAAACAAGGCAUUGUAGCAGCCGGUGGUCAAGGACAAGGAGAUAGUCUUACACAAUUGGAUGGUUCUCAAGGAGUUGUUGUCGAUCAAUUGGGCACUGUUUAUGUGACUGAUGUUAAUAACAAUCGAAUAAUGCGUUGGCCAAAAGGAGCCACACAGGGAAGUGUGAUUGCAGGUGGAAACGGUCAAGGAGGACAAUCGAAUCAAUUGAAUUAUCCUUAUGCUAAACAAUUUCGAACAAUUGUAAAUGAUUUUCGUCAAUUAUUAAUUCAUGAUGAAACUGUACAUUGUCUUGAUAAAUUUUCAUAUUUAACUAUUUUAAUUUUAUUGAUUGAACAAUUUCUUAUAUUACCACGCAUAUCUGUAUUAGGUUUAGCCGAACUAUUUAUUUGUCGUCAUAUUGAAAUGAUGUUAACAAUUGAUGAACAAUCAUUAAAUAAACAAUUAUUACCUAAAUAUUUAUCAUUAAUUUUACAAGUAUUAUCAACAACGAAAAACAAAUAA
Molecule: messenger RNA, 1329 nt
Organism: Rotaria sordida
Lineage: Eukaryota; Metazoa; Rotifera; Eurotatoria; Philodinida; Philodinidae
Source: the annotation of a GenBank genome assembly